This is a messenger RNA of Ruditapes philippinarum (Manila clam), 872 nucleotides long. Its product is annotated as ubiquitin-conjugating enzyme E2 U-like. Lineage: Eukaryota; Metazoa; Mollusca; Bivalvia; Venerida; Veneridae. The record is from RefSeq and is a predicted model, not a curated record.
UUGAUAUGAUGACUGGCAGACCCUGCAUAGAUUUUUUAGAUGAUUUUUCCCAAUGGAAGGAGUCUUAUAGUCUUAUACAUAUCCUUACAGCAGUACAGGAGUUGCUUGCCAACCCUGAUUUAAACAAACCAGUUAAUCCCGAGGCAGCAGAGAUGAUCAUGAGAUCUCCACAUGCGUACAGACAGAUGGUGCUAGAUUGUGUUGUUGCCAGUCAGAGAGUGGAGGGAUCAUACAGGGGCAUGGACCCUGCCAAAUACAUUGGACAAGUCAAUAAUUCUGGACUGGAGUCAAGAGUCAGAUUCAAAAUUCCAGAAGAUGAAAUGAAGAAGCCAACAUCCAGUGUACACACUCGGCCAAAGGUGGCUAAACUUUCUUUUGAAGAUUAUCAUAUAACUUGGAGUGGUAUAGCCACGUCAAAGGCGAGGCCAGAUCUAAAAAAUCCUUUAUUGGAGGUAAUUAAAGAUAACCCAGCUUUACAAAAAGCACAUCUUGGGUUACCACAGGAAGAAAUAGAGGAGCAGAUGAAACGUCAGCUAGAGGAACAUGAGACUUUAAUGUAUGGGAGAUUUUUAACAAAACCAUCAGAAGAAGAAGAAAAGGCUGUGAAGCUUGCAAGGCUUAACAAAAUGAAGAAAAUAUAUCUACCUCCCAGAAUAUCUCCUACAAGUUUACAUACAAUAGAGACAAUGCCACCACCUCCGUCAGGGAAAGGUAAAGAAGAGCCCUGGGAGAAAGAAGUGGAUGAUUUGGUUGCAUGGACAAAUAAGCUGGAUGCCACUGCUCUUGAAACAUAGAUAAAAAAGAUAUCAUGAAUAUUAAAUGGACCAAAAUUUAACUAGAUCAUUCAGGAUUAUGCUUUCUUUAAAAAGAAG